Haemonchus placei is the source of this 489-nucleotide messenger RNA. Lineage: Eukaryota; Metazoa; Nematoda; Chromadorea; Rhabditida; Trichostrongylidae. The record is from the annotation of a GenBank genome assembly.
AUGCAAGAGACGACCCAUGACAGAGAUGAUGAAGAUAUAUCGCUAGAGUUCGAAGAAGAAACAACCACUCACAGACCUCGUCGAUCUACAACGCCUGUUCCUCUACCACGACAGAAUCUCUUGUAUACGAUAUUUCCCACUUUGCAAAAAGAGAACGAUUAUAGACGAUACUGCCCCGUCAACCAGUACACAUUCCAAACCACAUGCUUACCAGGAAAGAAGUUGCGGUAUGACCUCCAGAUCUUCUGUCAAGAAUUUUCCGAGAAAUGUGGAGUGCCAAAUGUCAACCUAUUUCCAAGCCGCCGUUCCAGUCAAACAGAUGAUGGCCGUCCGAAGGGUUAUGGACAAAAACAACAAAACGGCCAGCUUGGACUUGGAAGAAGCUUCGGCUUCGGUUUAGGAGCUAUACCAGGGUUCGAAGUUGUGAGCAGUCAAGGGACAGAUAUCGGAAACGGAAACCUACCAUUCCUCAACCAGGUACAAUUUUAA